Molecule: messenger RNA, 1665 nt
Organism: Ogataea haglerorum
Lineage: Eukaryota; Fungi; Ascomycota; Pichiomycetes; Pichiales; Pichiaceae
Exons: 1
Coding region: 1-1665 (554 amino acids)
Biological process (GO): regulation of transcription by RNA polymerase II
Cellular component (GO): mediator complex; core mediator complex
Molecular function (GO): transcription coregulator activity
Source: RefSeq, a predicted model, not a curated record
AUGGCUGUCGACAAGGAUAACGAAUUCCUUAAUUUUGCUCCCUUACUGGACCAGAAUUCUGCUCUGGACGAUGCCAAUGAUGAUGAACAGCUGCCUCUGCCUCAGUUAUUGGCCAAGAUCAUUGCACAGCGAGGGUCCUUUUUGGACAUUUCCGAGGACAAGUUGAGAGAGGAAAUUGAAAACGAGCAAUUGUCGAAAGAGACAGCGACUGAUCAAGACGACGUUGAGAUGGAGGCGGAACUGCCGUCUACUCAGGAGCAGCUCAGGUCUUACGAAGAGUUUACGAAAGUUAAACAAGAAAUUAUCAACUCUGUCCACUCUGCUUUGAACGAAUCGUCUUUAUCAUUGGACUUUGUUUCCCUUUUGAUUUCCUGUGUUCGUCCAGCGGCAGGUUCGUCAUCCAUGUCUCCUCAUUUGAAGCAACACAUCAAAAUAGGAUCUCUAUCAAGCGACAAGGUCGACCCUCCAGAAGAUACUGAAAAAUUGCAGCUGGACAUCUCAAAAGUCGGUCGAGGCUGGAAGUUGGAAAGUCUGGAGCGCGCAGCGGCAAAUUUAAAGUCUUCCAGCUCCAGACUCAAAGAUGAGGUGGCAAAAGAGAAAAAUUUCUGGUCAGGCAUGGUGGAGGUGCUGAAGUCGAACGAGGUGAUCACGAGUAUGAAUAUAAAAAACACCAGAGAGGUCUGUGUCAAGUACGGAUAUGGGGAUGCCGGAUCAACGUACUACGAUAAGGGAAUAGGAAUUCUGAAAAAAGACGCGAUCACCGGCAAUCUCUUUUUCGAGAACUCUGCUCCAGCUAAAGAAGAAAAACGAGACAAGAUUGUCAACGUCCGGAUAUAUGAGAAAAACGGAGAGAACAUUAAUCUGAUCGGCGAAUCCAACCUAGAACCGAGAUUGCGCACGUUUAAAGAGAAGGAAGGUGUGAUAAACGAGAUCGCAAAGGCAAGAUAUUUUCUGUUUGAAGAAGAGUUGUUUUAUCAAUUGCUCCGAGAGGCCGCAACUCUGAUAUCUCUCCAGGUAUCCGCAGAGGAAGAUAAGAUCGUGAUAGAUCUCCAUGAUGAAGUCAUAGAGAUCACACAAAUCACGCCCGAAAAAGUUCAUGCUCCCGCAGACCUUCCAUCAAAUGAACGAGCAGACCUCAUCCAGAUAUACUUGCGAUUGAUGCUCUAUGCAGAGCACAAACAUAAUUUGGACCAGCGAAAAAUACCUCCUUUAGCGUUGGACACAGAGUCCCAGAGCCCACCCCAGACAUCUUUCUUGUCGCUAAUUCGUCCAAUUAUCGUUUACAAUCGCCAUGAGCGCACGUUGGAUUCCGUACGCGACGUGCUGGAAUCUAUCAUUUUAAACCUCUUCGAGAACGACAGAACAAAAACUAAAGAUCAUUUAGCAGAACAUUUGAAAAUAAACAAGCAUUGCAGCGAGUCAUCUGCACGCUCGAAAGAUCCCUUUGCGCGUAUUAGCACGCCGCCUGCCUCAGUUCUGGAACUCGCUACUGACUCACUGUUGGUGCGAGUCAAGCUGACCUCGCUGUUUGCAUCUGCUUAUUCGGUGAUGAACCUCACAUUGGAAAACCGGACCGGUUCCACGAUCUUGGAUGUGACUCUUAAUGACGUCAGAGAGCUAGAGGAUUGUUUGAACUGGGCAGUGCGCAACCAUGAUUCCAUAUAA